AAAUCAUCAUUCAUUCCUUGUGAUAUUACAAUCAUGAACACCAAGGUCUUCAUCCUGCUCGGUCUGGCAGCCGUGGUUGCUGCCGACAGCCGUGAGAUUUUCUCUUACGGACCUCCCCGGGAUUCCUCCGAAGAGUCAUUCGAAUCCUACGAGUCGGGAGAAGCCAAGUACGACUUCAGUUAUGCCGUUCAGCACGAAGACUCCGGCAACGACUUCGGCCACGAGGAAGCCCGUGACGGUGAACACACUCAGGGAUCCUACUACGUGAGGCUUCCCGACACCCGUCUGCAGAGCGUCAAGUACUUCGUGGACGGCGACUCCGGCUACGUGGCUGAGGUCAACUACGAGGGCGAGGCUCGUUUCCCCGACUCCUACGAGUCUGCUUCCUUCGAGUCCCGCGAGUACAGGCCACCAAGGCCAGUCUACACCUAUGGCUCCAACGAGUCAAAGUAAAUUAUCCAAUUCUUCAUCAGUGGAUCUUGAUCGCGGACAUGGAUUUUUUGAUGACAAAUAUUUAUUGUAUAUUUAUUACAAAAUUAAACAUGAAAGCACGAA
Messenger RNA from Penaeus monodon (black tiger shrimp), 555 nucleotides. RefSeq names its product pro-resilin-like. Lineage: Eukaryota; Metazoa; Arthropoda; Malacostraca; Decapoda; Penaeidae. The coding region runs from base 34 to 453 and encodes 139 amino acids. Gene Ontology annotation, cellular component: extracellular matrix. The record is from RefSeq and is a predicted model, not a curated record. The transcript has 3 exons.